Messenger RNA from Aspergillus oryzae RIB40, 1284 nucleotides. RefSeq lists its product as uncharacterized. The transcript is spliced from 5 exons. The coding region runs from base 1 to 1284 and encodes 427 amino acids. Gene Ontology annotation, cellular component: mitochondrion; cytosol. Gene Ontology annotation, molecular function: fructokinase activity; glucokinase activity; ATP binding. The record is from RefSeq and is a predicted model, not a curated record. Gene Ontology annotation, biological process: glycolytic process; intracellular glucose homeostasis; glucose 6-phosphate metabolic process. Lineage: Eukaryota; Fungi; Ascomycota; Eurotiomycetes; Eurotiales; Aspergillaceae.
AUGGCGAUUGCCGCUGCAGUAUCCAGUAAUGACGUGCUCAAGGGCGUGCCCGAAAAUGUCCUCCGAGAACUACAGAAAAUGAAAAGCAUGUUUACUAUCAAUCGAGAGACACUGAGAACAGUUACGGACAAGUUUGUGACAGAGCUCGAGAAUGGACUGUCAUCCCAUGAGAAUGAAAUACCAAUGAACAUAACUUGGGCGACAGGAAGGCCUACUGGUCAGGAGCAAGGGACAUUUAUUACUAUAGAUCUGGGCGGGACGAAUCUAAGGGUGUGCAAGGUCGAACUCACAAAGCAGCUAGGAGGAUACAAGAUCACUCAGCGGAAGUUCAAGCUACCAGUGCAGCACCGACAACGCUCCGUCGAUGAUCUCUGGGCCCUGGUCGCGGACAAAUUAAAAGAAUCCCUGGAGAGUCAGCAUAUCACAAAGGGCAGGGAGGCGCUUCCUUUGGCAAUUACGUUCUCCUACCCGCUAACUCAACAUAAUAUCAGACGUGGGUCUUGCAGCGUUGGACGAAGGGCUCCAAUAUUUCUGGCGUUGAGGGACAUGCCAUCGUUGCCCAGCUGGAGCACAUCAUUGCACAGAGAGGACAAUCUGCCCGUGGAGAUCGUGGCUCUUGUGAACCACACGACGGGGACAUUGGUGGCAACAGCCUAUCAAUAUGCCCAAGUCAAGGUUAGUAGUAUAUUUAUCACAGGAUGCAAUCCUGCCUACAUAGAAGAUUGUGGAUUAGUUACCAAAAUUGCGAGCUAUGACCUUCCAGCUGGCAAGGAGAUGGCCAUACACAAGGGGUACGGAGCGUUCAACAACAGUCAUUCGGUAUUACCUCGUAACGUGUUUGACGAGGCGAUCGAGAGUACAUCGCGACCAGGACAGCAGACGUAUGAGAAAAUGGUCGCCGCACUGUAUUUCGGAGAGCUUGUCCGUUUGAUCAUCUUACAUCUUCACCAUACAACAGGGCUAUUUACAGGUUGCGACCUCAGCCGGCUCGACCGUAUCCACUCAAUGGAGUCAACGUUCUUGUCGGCGAUGGAAGGUGGCCCCUUGGGCUCACUGGGUGAGAUGCAGGCAUUGUUUCGAGAACGAUUUAAUAUCGAACCUAAAACCAAAGAACUAAAGAUCUGUCGCCUUGUUGCGGAAAUCGCUUGCACACGCGCCGCGAGGCUGUACGCAUGUGGUAUUACCGCCAUCUGCAAGAAGAAAGGCAUUGAACCUUAUCACGUCGCGGUGGAUGCCUCAACCUUGUUCGGAGAAAGAGCUGCUGCUGCUCUGCGGGAGAUUUAG